GAUUACAGAGGAGUAGUUCUGGUGAGCGUAGAUCUGGUGAAGACAGACAUUAAUCAAUGCGCUGGCGAUGACUCCUUCUUCUCGGAUACGCACAAAUGUCACAUCCAUUCAACACAGUGUCGCCCAAUUGAAGGCAUGGGCUUCCGUAGGGGGGCCUACAUAUGCCGGUGCAAAGACGGCUUCUACAUACCCAACAAAAACAAAACCAAUUUUGUGGCACAGAAUUCAUUAGACGAUAAUUACUUUAGAGGCAUCGCCAUAGAGGAGGCGUUCAUCUCGACGCUCGUGGGCCCGACUACUGGGGUCGACACCUUUGACCCCCAGAAUUUCAUAUGUAUUCCCUGUGAGCCGGGUUGUCCCACGUGUGCGGACGACUCGCCCUGUUUUGUUCACUUCAACAUUUUUAUACGAGCCGUAACUCUGGGCGUACAGAGCUUUUGUGCCACCAUUACGUUCAUGAUUGCCAUCGCUAUCUGCAAAUUAAGGCGCUCAAAGGUAUGGCACCCACCUAUUUCCUAA
Molecule: messenger RNA, 519 nt
Organism: Oppiella nova
Lineage: Eukaryota; Metazoa; Arthropoda; Arachnida; Sarcoptiformes; Oppiidae
Source: the annotation of a GenBank genome assembly